CAGGGGUUAAUUUAUUUCCUUGUAGUUUCGAUGCGUUUUUGAAAGAGAGCGAAAAAGAGAGGAAAAAAAACGCCUUUAUGUUCUGAAAGUUGAAAAAAUAAACAAAAUAAUAAACAAUUGUUUGUACGUUAUCACACAAGAGUAUAGAGAGAGGGUGUUGCUUCACCUUAACACAUUCAGUUCGACUCUCUCAACAGUAGAAGGCAAAGGUGAAAAUGCAGCUGGAGGUGAUUACCUUGGCCCUUUCAUUCGCGCUGUGUGGCACCUUCCCGUGGCACCAGACAUACUUGGGCCAGGAGGCUAAUCCCCGCGCUGAGCCUUGCCCUUCUGCUGAUCUUAUCGUGCCCUGUGAGUGCUGGGAGGAGGAAGAAAUCGCCGGGGUUGCGUCUAUGAGAUGUGACAGUGUGGACGCGGCUCAUGUACUGGAUACGGUAUUCCUUCAAGAUUUUCCUAAUCCCAAUCUGAUGAGUUUCACUGUGAGUCAUUCCAGCCUUGGGCAUCUUCAUCAGGAUAUCUUCCACGGAAAGACCUUCCAGAGCAUUCGGCUGACGGGGGGCGGCGUCUCCUCCUUGGCUCCAGGUGUGCUUGACAACUCGCGCGAAACUCUCACUCGUUGCUUCGUCAACGACAAUCAACUGAAGAAUUUCUCCCUGCAAGAUCUCCACCUUUUCCCGCACGUUGAUGCCCUGUACCUGAGCAACAACCAACUCCUGAGCAUCGACGCCCUGGUUGGCAUGCCCGAGCAGUCGACUCUCUCUGCCUUCUACGUGUCGAGCAACUACCUUACGAGCCUUCAUCCCGAUGUCUUCAAGUCAGUUCCCGGCAUCAGUUCUCUCCGCUUAGACAACAACAGACUAACGCAUCUCUCGCCCAGAAUCUUCUAUCCUCUGUAUAAGCUUGAAGUCCUGGCCAUCUACGGGAACACGAUCCUGCAACUGGGAACUGGUGACCUUUGGUUCUCGACCCCGAUACUACGAAGUCUUGACCUCCGGAACAACGGCCCGGGACUCCUCUGGGAAGCGGACGUCUUCAGAGGAGUCGGCUACGAUACGAAGGUGUACGUUUCCAACAACAGAUUUCACAAGCUGGAAUACGAUGUCUUCGGUCCCGUGUUGAAAAAUGUGUCUACCUUAUACGGCUUCGUUGAUUUUGUGGGUAAGCAUUUCUACUGCGACUGUUCCGUGCUGUGGCUUGUCAUGGACGAAACCUUGCAGAGACAUGCAUACUCUGCAAUAUGCAAGAAUUUCACGUACGUUGACGACCUGGACCGAGAUGUGAUGAUGGCAGAAUGCGCCACCGGGCCUAUGGUGAUUCGUGAUGGUGAAGAUGGUGGUUCGUGAUAGUGAUUCGUGAUGGUGAAGAUGGUGGUUCGUGAUAGUGAUUCGUGAUGGUGAUUGUGAUUGUGAAUCGUGAUGGUGAAUCGUGAUGGUGAUUCGUGAUGGUGAUUCGUGACAGUGAAGAUUGUUAGGGAUUUGUUUAAUGUCAAGUUUACAGUGUUUAAUAAAGCUGUGUGUUUAAUUAAA
Molecule: messenger RNA, 1523 nt
Organism: Penaeus monodon (black tiger shrimp)
Lineage: Eukaryota; Metazoa; Arthropoda; Malacostraca; Decapoda; Penaeidae
Product: leucine-rich repeat-containing protein 15-like
Exons: 9
Coding region: 216-1340 (374 amino acids)
Molecular function (GO): protein binding
Source: RefSeq, a predicted model, not a curated record